Molecule: messenger RNA, 1956 nt
Organism: Magnolia sinica
Lineage: Eukaryota; Viridiplantae; Streptophyta; Magnoliopsida; Magnoliales; Magnoliaceae
Product: hexokinase-3-like
Exons: 9
Coding region: 246-1766 (506 amino acids)
Biological process (GO): glucose 6-phosphate metabolic process; glycolytic process; intracellular glucose homeostasis
Cellular component (GO): mitochondrion; cytosol
Molecular function (GO): glucokinase activity; ATP binding; fructokinase activity
Source: RefSeq, a predicted model, not a curated record
CUUUCCAACACUACUAAGACCAGCGAACGCAGCUUCCAACACCUCUCCGCUCCGUUUCUCUCUUCCUUUCUCUAUUCUCCAUUUCUCCUCCCCAUUUCAUCGAACAGUUCGUCUGCGUCUGGUUUCCCGCCCCCUAAACACUCCGUCUUCCGCCAUUUCCUUUUGAUCUGAUAGGAGAGGAGGAGGUAGGGAGGGUGGAAAAUCUCUUUUUCUUGCUUUGAUGGCUUGACUGGAAGGGUAAAGAAAUGGUGGGGAAGGUGGCUUUUGGGCUCUCGGUGAGCUGCGCAGUCUUGUCUUGCACGAUCGCUGCGAUUCUGGUUAGCCGGCGGGCGAAGAGUCGGCGCAAGUGGAACCGCGUGGUGGACGUUUUGAGGGAAUUCGAGGACGGGUGCUCGACAUCGAUAGGGAGGUUGAGGCAGGUGGUUGAUGCGAUGGCGGUGGAGAUGCAUGCUGGGCUGGCGUCGGAAGGCGGGAGCAAGCUCAAGAUGCUGCUCACCUUUGUCGAUAAACUCCCAAAUGGGAAUGAAAAGGGAAUUUUUUAUGCGCUCGAUCUGGGAGGCACUAACUUCAGAGUCUUGCGUGUUCAACUUGGAGGUCAAAGUUCAACCAUCUUGGGACACCAAGUUGAACACCAACCCAUUCCCCAACAUUUGAUGACCAGCACAAGUGAGGAACUAUUCGAUUUCAUUGCCUCGAAGUUAGAACAAUUUGUGGAAGGAGAAGGCAAUGGUUUUGAGCUCACACAAGACAAGAGGGAGCUUGGAUUUACAUUCUCUUUUCCUGUGAGACAAACAUCUGUUUCAUCAGGUAAUCUUAUCAAGUGGACGAAGGGAUUUGCAAUUGAAGACAUGAUUGGAGUAGAUGUGGCUGAGUGUUUACAACAGGCAAUGACCAGAAGAGGACUGGAUAUGCGGGUAGCAGCAUUGGUCAAUGAUACUGUGGGAACAUUAGCUCUUGGACAUUAUCAUGAUGAGGACACUGUGGCUGCAGUUAUUAUUGGAACUGGCACAAAUGCGUGCUAUUUGGAGCGCACGGAUGCCAUAAUCAAAUGUCAAGGCCUUCUUACAAAUUCGGGAGAGAUGGCUGUUAACAUGGAAUGGGGAAAUUUUUGGUCGUCUCAUCUGCCAAGAACUCCUUAUGAUAUUGAUCUAGAUGCUGAGAGCCUUAACCCAAAUGAUCAGGGUUUUGAGAAGAUGAUUUCUGGGAUGUAUCUAGGUGAUAUUGUAAGAAGAGUAAUUUUUCGGAUGGCACAGGACUCGGAUCUUUUUGGUGAUGUUGCUCCUAGCCUGUCUGUGCCCUUUAUCUUGAGGACGCCAUUGAUGUCUGCCAUGCAUGAAGAUGAUUCCCCCAACUUGAGAGAAGUUGCAAAGAUCUUGCAAGAGGUUCUGCAGAUACCGGAGGUCCCUCUCAAGGUCCGAAGACUCGUUGUCAGAGUAUGCGAUGUGGUUACACGGAGGGCUGCACGGCUAGCAGCAGCUGGCAUUGUGGGUAUCUUGAAGAAAAUAGGAAGAGAUGGGAGUGGUGGCAUUGCAAGCGGAAGAACAAAGGGCGAGUCGUCCAGCAGGCCAAGGAGAACGGUUGUGGCGAUUGAAGGGGGUCUAUAUUCUAGUUAUACCAUGUUCAGGGAAUACUUGAAUGAAGCGGUGGCCGAAAUCUUAGGCGAAGAGAUGGCCAGAUAUGUUGUUCUCAGGGUAUCAGAAGAUGGGUCUGGCACUGGAGCUGCUCUUCUUGCGGCUUCUUAUCAUCAGCCACCGUCGAUUGAGUAAGGUCAUCAUAAUAAAUACAGUCCCUUUGUAAAUGUAGAAAUUGUCAUUAUAUUCAUAUAGAUAAAAGCUGGUGUUGUGCAGUAGUCUUGUUGUUCUCUGCAUUCUCUCCCCACCCCCCCUUAUUUUCUGCAUUUCUGUUGUAAAUCAUGGACCUAAACUACCCAUUUUUUCCCGUGGAUUCACGCUUUCU